Molecule: messenger RNA, 2901 nt
Organism: Pseudomassariella vexata
Lineage: Eukaryota; Fungi; Ascomycota; Sordariomycetes; Amphisphaeriales; Pseudomassariaceae
Exons: 3
Coding region: 1-2901 (966 amino acids)
Source: RefSeq, a predicted model, not a curated record
AUGCCGAAGCUGGAUAUCAGUCGCAAUUACUACGCGGAUCUUGAGAUUUCGCCGAACGCCUCCGGGGAGGAGAUCAAGCGGCAAUUCAGGAAACUUGCGCUCAAAUACCAUCCUGACCGCAAUCCAGGAAGAGAAGCCGAGGUGAACUCCAAGUUCCAGAUCAUACAGUCAGCCCACGAGAUCCUUACCGACGAAACCCUCAAGCGAAAGUACGAUGACUCAAUUCGCCAUAGAGGCCCGAAAUAUCCCACUUCAUCCGGCGUCAAGGGAAACCCCUGGCAGAAUGUAGCUAAGGACUUCCCCGUGCCGCCGCGACGUGCCGCCGCUUCAACCGGGGCCCAGCCUAAGCCCGCCUCUGGUGCCCAUCGUUAUUCCGGCUUUACAAAUGGGGUGCCCCGUCCUGCAAAGCCUGCUCCGAAAGAAGACCCCGAAUCGCGCAAAGCAAACUACAAGGCUUGGGAGGACAUGCGUCCAUCUUCUAGAGGAAGAACCAACCCUCCACCAGUGCCGAAUCGUCCUGUGCCGGGCCGUCCACCAACAUCGGCGGCCAGAGACGCGAGGACUUCCGACUCUGAGAGUUUCCCUAGGACCGCCUCUCAAAGACAGAAAGCCCAGGCCUCAUUUGGUAACGCAACCAGAAGAUCCGGGUUCACGCCGCGGUCCCCAGGUCUUGGAGACGAACCCCCAGUCACUAACAAUAACUACUUCACGACCCGGACCCAUACCAACAUUUUCAACGAGCAGUCCGCCGCUUCGGUGCGCAAGAACCGCCGCGCAUCUGGUACCUCAGCAACAGCUGAUCCACUAGCACAGUUCAGGAAAGACAACUUCAUGGAUGAACGUCAGAGCACGCCCUACCAUACCCCAGGUGGAGAGAAGACCAGUCUGUUCGAUGAGGGUUCAGGGCUGGGCCGGACCAGGAGCACACGAGAGCCUCCUCGAAAGUCCGGGGCUGAGGGACCCGCCACAGGAACCUUUCCUUUUCCCCGACAGCGACAGCGGAGUUCUAGUACGCCAAGAAGCUCGAGUAAUGAUGGCGGAUCGGAGGACUCUACAAAAGUCAACACGGGAGCUGAUGACAUCCGUCGGUCAUCAAAUGGGGGGGACCCUUCCAGUUCCCGAGCCAGCGACCGCUAUAAGCCUAAAGCCGACUCGAGUAACACCACUGCCGCGGGAAAACGCGCCACAACCGCCGGUGGUAACAACUCAUUUCUACCAGAAGGAAACACAGCUCAACCAGAUGGGGGCCCAUCAGUGUACGCACCACCAUUCAUUUCUUCCCAGCGUCAUUUCUCUUUCGCCGGCUUGCAACCGCACAAUUCUGGUUCGGUCGGAUGGUCUUCAAAGUUGAGCUUCGCCCACUACAAUGGCGCCUCAAGUGGGACAGCCAAGAAGUCUGAUUAUUCAACUCUGUAUCCUCUCGAGAACCUUCUCAAGAAAAACGCGGAACACAUGGUCAACAAGAAGCCGUACGUGACACGCGAGAAAGACAUAUUCAAGCUGGUGAACGAGGCAGAGAAGAUGGCGGGUUGUCACACAACUCAGGGAGGGAUCCGUACUGACAACUGUGAUUCAAAUAGUUUUAGCUUCUCCGCCGACGACAAUGCUUCAGAACAGAUGCAGAGCCCGCAUAAUUUUGCGAGCAGCAGUGCUGAUAACAUAAACACAAGGUUCGUGCAGGAUGAACAUCCUGACGAGUGGGAAUUCAAGGCCGGCAAUGCCUCGGCCAACGAGCCGUUCACGCCUUCCAAAUCACGCUCGCAGUCGCGAAGUCGCCUGAACCAUCGUUCACCCGCGAGAACCACCCCACGGCCGCAGCCGACAACGCGCAUGUCGUCAACCCAGGAAGGCUCGGAGGACGCCAUCAAAGCGGGAUUCUCAGCUGGGGAGUGGAGUGAGAAGAUAGGACCUCACCAUUUUAUUCCACAGCCUUCGUACAGUGCAUCAACCUCUCCUACGCGUCGUGCACCUUCAAGAAAGAACUCGAAACCGGUGAAGAUGACUAUGGGUACAGCUGGGUUGGUUGAUGAUGAGAGCAGCAGUGCUGGCGAAGGGUGGCAAGAGAUACCCAGGCCGCCGUCGGGAACGGACAGCCCAAAUGCCAUGGAUAUCGAUACACCUCCUUCAGAGAAAACGGAGGACACACCUAAGGCUUCUCAGGCGAAUGGCGUUCGAAACAUCCAUGUUGAACCCAGUAGACCCGAGUGGAGAGCCGGAAAUGCACAGGUUGACGGAGCAACGUACCCACGGCCUGCACGCCCAAAUCUGGAUGGCGAUAGCACCAUCCUUUCCUCGCAUGGACUCGGUGCGAAGACGGAUUCAGGUUCCGCGAUCGCGAACCCUUUCAUCUCUCAAACUGGGGGUUCUGAGGAUACGGAAGAGUUCAGAACCACUUUUGCUGAUUUCAAGAAAGUGGAGCCAUUCACGGAUUCAACCCCAACAGGCCUUAAGUCGUUCGCGGACCUGAAAUCUACGCUUCCUUUCGAGAGCAAAUCUUCGGAGCAAAUACCACUAGACACACAGAUCCCGGUUGCACCGUUGAGCUUCCCCACGCCGCCGGUCGCGCCACGACUCCCGGCCACCAUGGCUGUCGCAGGUAUCCGGCCCAACCUCAGCUCAUUCCGCAAAUAUGCUGUUGACUUCUACAACUACAUGGACAAGUGGGAAGCGUUCAAUCAAAAGGUUCUUGACCACUUUACCGCUCGUCAAACGAACUACAAGAAACGCCGGCAGCAGAACGGCCUGUCGUGGCUUGACUCGGCCGUGGUGGCAGAUGCUGCACGUAUGUACCAAUUGGAGCUUGACCAAGAUCAUGACGUUCGCAAGCAGUGGAAUACGGCUUGCGAGAAUCACCAAACGCGGAUCCGGGAGUUCUUGGCUUUCAAAGAACGGGUCAAGUAG